Hirundo rustica (Barn swallow) is the source of this 2996-nucleotide messenger RNA. It is a transcript of the gene GTF3C2, whose product is annotated as general transcription factor IIIC subunit 2. Gene Ontology annotation, biological process: transcription by RNA polymerase III. Gene Ontology annotation, molecular function: protein binding. The transcript is spliced from 18 exons. The record is from RefSeq and is a predicted model, not a curated record. Gene Ontology annotation, cellular component: transcription factor TFIIIC complex. Bases 1 to 2604 code for a protein of 867 amino acids. NCBI's taxonomy places the organism in Eukaryota, Metazoa, Chordata, Aves, Passeriformes, Hirundinidae.
AUGGCGUCAAGCGCCGCCCGCGGGCCGUCGUGCCGGGAGCGGAGCCUCCGGGAGCGGCCGGGUCGACGAUCGGGUUGUGCCGGGCGGAGCCGGAGCCGUAGUGGGGAGCGGGAGGGUGAACAGAGAGUACUCCGGGAGGUGCUGCCGGCGGGAGAUCUGGACUGUGAGGAUGGAGAAGAAGCUGCCAAAGCCCCGAAAAAACCCGCGCGGCUCCAAGUCGGUCCCGACGGGGCGGCGGAGGGGCGCGGCGAAAGCUCCGCCAACGGGGCCGUGCCACCCCCACGGGCUGCCGGGAAGCGCGGCAGGAAGGGCAAGGCCGAGGUGCUGCUGUUGGAGCUGUCCCGGGCCCCGGAGCCCAUCCAGAUGGAAAAGGGGCUGGGGAGCAGCGAGGACGGAGACGGCCUUGAGACCCCUCGGGGCGGGCGGCCCAAGAGGAGGGCAGCCAAGGUGGCUCUGCUGUACCUGCAGGAGCUGGCGGAGGAGCUGAUGCCCGCGUGCCAGCCCCCUGCUCCAGCCGAGGGGGCACCCGAGCAAGUCCAGAGGAGGCGCCGGGGCCGGAGGAGGAAGGAGGAGGACACAGACAGCGACGACCCUGCACAAGAUGCUGACUUCGUGCCCUCACAGGAAGUGCUGCAGGCGGAGGAGGAGGAGGAGGAGGGCAGCGACGCGCCAUUCAGUGAGGCGUCGGAGCCAGAGCUGGAGGCGCCUCGAGGGCACGGCGGGAGGACGGCAGCCACAGGGAGAUCCAAGCCCCAGUGCCGAGGUCUCGCCCCCAACGGCUUCCACAACUCCAUCAUGGCCCCGGUGGAGAAGAGCUCCAGCCUUACCUGCAGCCUGCGGGAGCAGAAGCACUCACAGUGGGAGUUCCCUGACUGGAUCCCAGUGGCACACAGGUGGACGUGUCUCUCUGACAGCGAGGCUGCCCCGUACCUGCCGGCAGAGGAGCAGUCGCCCCUCUUCUCCAUUCAGCGUGAGGGCAUCAAGGACGAUGGUGCUUUGUACAGGUUAAGCAGGUUCAGUUCUCUGCAGCCCCACCCGGAGCGCUUGGACGUCUCCUUCUUCGUGGGCGGCCCUGUGUGGGCGAUGGAGUGGUGCCCGACCCCGGAGGGCUCUGCAGCCCCGCAGUACGUGGCCGUGUCCUGCCACAGGAGCAUGGAGGAGACGCACAGCGUGUCUGGGCUCCACUCGGGCCCUGCACUCCUGCAGCUCUGGGGCCUGGGCAUGCUGCAGACGGAGCAGGGCUCUCCCAACAAAGCCAGGCUGGCCUAUGCCAUCGCUGCUGACUACGGCUGCGUGUGGGACAUGAAGUUCUGCCCCAGUGGUGCCUGGGAGCCGCCCACUGCAGCCAGGACGCACCCGCAGAUGAGCCGGCUGGGCCUGCUGGCUGCUGCCUUCUCAGACGGCAGGGUGGUGGUGUAUGCCCUGCCCCACCCUGGGGCCCUGCACCACGCCAAGACAACCCAGGUAAAAGAUGGGUCCCUCCACAAGCACCUUAUCUGCAAGGUGCAGUGCAUCGCCACACUUCAGGUGGGCUCCAUCCAGGCAGGUAAUGCAUCUGAGUGUGGACAGUGCUUCAGUCUCUCCUGGAUGCCUUCCAAGCCCCACCAUCACCUGGCAGCAGGGUUUUAUGACGGCACCGUGGCGGUGUGGAACCUGCUCACCAAGUCCCUGCUGCAGUGCGUGCACCAGCCUGACGCCUCCCUCAAGCUCUACCCUUUCCGGUGCUUUCUAGCCCAUGACCACACGGUCCGGAGCAUCGAGUGGUGCAAGGCUGACAGCAACUUCCUGGUCACAGUAGGCAGCGAUCGCAAGAUCAAGUUCUGGGACCUGCGGCGGCUCUAUGAGCCCAUCAACAGCAUCAAGCGGUUCCUGAGCACGGAGGUGGCCUGGCUGCUCCCCUACAAUGGCAUCACUGUGGCCCAGGACAACUGCUAUGCCUCGUACGGGCCCUGUGGGAUCCACUACAUCGACGCUGGGUACCUGGGCUUCAAGGCCUAUUUCGUGGCCCCUCGCAAGGGCACCGUGUGGAGCAUCUCUGGCUCGGACUGGCUGAACACGGUAGCUGCGGGUGACAUCACCGGUGAGCUGGUGGCAGCGGUGCUGCCUGACCUGGCUGUCAACCCCCUCAACGUCAAGCGCUCCUCGGACCGCAGAUUUCCCGUGUACAAAGCUGACCUGCUGCCAUGCAGCCCUGACGGGCCUGAGUGCACCAAGCAGGCACUGCCCAGGACCCAUCGCUACAGUGAGAUGGUAGCCAGGAGCUACAUCCGAUUCCAGGACACAGACCUGCGCAGCUUCCAGAACUUCCCAAGCCGGGAGCCCAUGCGCCGGAUGCACAUGCAGGAGCUGAAGGCGGAGCUGAGCCUUGACCGCCUGCAGCUGGAGGCCCUCCACAAGGUGCGCUUCAGCCCCAACCUGGACUCGCAGGGAUGGCUGGUGUCGGGCGGGCAGGCGGGCAUUGUGCGGGCACACUGCCUGGCAGGGCUGGCCUCCUGUGUGGGCCACCAGCUGCUCCCGGAGUGCCAGGCCCGCUUCAGCCUCCUCUAUGGGGACACACUCAGCAGCCCUGGCCCCCCUGAGCACUCCCCUCUGCCAGCGGAGUAGGGGUGUCAGUCCCUCAUGCUGCUGCCACGUGCUCACCCUGGGCAGGGGCUGGGGCCAGCUGUGCUGGCAUGGGGCUGUGGGCCCUCAGCGCUGCUGCAGGAGGGACAGCUGCUCCCAGCCAUUCCCUGGGAUGCUCUGGACACUUGUCCUCUGGGCCCGGAAGGGUCCGUCUGCACUGUUUGGUCUGAGCUGGGCAGGGGUGAUGGGACCUGCGCAUGUCCCAGGGCUGAGCUGUGGGUCUGACCCCGUGGAAACGCCCGUGGGCUUCAUUAGCACGGAGCUGUGCUUGUGCUGGCCUCCAUCCCCACUGUGCCCCAAGGGGCGGGGAGGGGGCUAGGGGCUGUGGAGUCGCUCACAUUGAGCUUGUGUUCAGCUGUGCAGAAUAAAUGUGG